This is a messenger RNA of Colletotrichum godetiae, 574 nucleotides long. RefSeq lists its product as uncharacterized. The record is from RefSeq and is a predicted model, not a curated record. NCBI's taxonomy places the organism in Eukaryota, Fungi, Ascomycota, Sordariomycetes, Glomerellales, Glomerellaceae. The transcript has a single exon. Bases 136 to 453 code for a protein of 105 amino acids.
CGUGCAAGGAAGAUAGUAAUAGCGGGUUCGGGAUGGAUCCUCGGCCGUGACCCUCUGGUAGUGUAGGUGUUCCCCGAACUACGUUCACAGUUCUGAAGCCCCCCAACGAUGAACCAGGUGCCUGGAACACGGUAGAUGGCCAUCACCGAUUGCGGCAGAUUACUCCACCAGGGCAGAAGGGCAAAUAUAACGGAUAGAGUAUCAUCAAAUUGGGCCCCUGGCGAACGUCUUUCCCGACACGGCAACCGACUCGCGGGCGGGUUGGGUGACGGGUCGAGAGAUUCAAUGCCGGGUAAGGAUGACCCCCGUAAGAACCAUCGCGGUUCCCCGCAGGGUUUACACUGGCACAAGCUCUAUCGUCCAGUUGACGGGGCGCCAAAGCAUGCUGAGGCACGCGAGCCUCGGGAACUUUGGCGUGGUCUUAGCGUGCUAUGGCGUGCCACGUUCCUUUGACGAUUUGGGUUGCCUGGAUAAUGGAUUAGCAGCAAUUGACAGGCCUUUGUCUGGUCAGAGAUUGCUCCAAGAGGCGUCGCGCUCAUGGCUAAUUUACAGAUAUGAGGCUGAAAUGCCAAGG